This is a messenger RNA of Phytomonas sp. EM1, 611 nucleotides long. The record is from the annotation of a GenBank genome assembly. Lineage: Eukaryota; Euglenozoa; Kinetoplastea; Trypanosomatida; Trypanosomatidae.
AUGGUUAUUCAUCUCUUCUGGCUUAUUAAUCAAUCUGGCCAGCUCAUGGCAAAGGUCAGUUUUACUAAACCUGAGCUUAUUGGUGAGUUGGGCGCCAGACCAGACCUUCAGCUUACAAUUUCAAGCGUUCUCUUCUCCACCUUUGGCAUGUCGCAGGAACUGACACCUAACUCGAACUCGGUUGACAGCGCUGGUAUGACCUUGAUUGAGUGUGAGGAGCACAACAUUCAUAUCUACGAGACCCCUUCACUUGUAAAGUUUGUUCUUAUCUCUGACACACGCACACGAGAAUGCGAUGCUGUUUUCAAAGAACUCCACACAGCCUAUGUGGAGUAUGCAAUGAAGAAUCCUUUUCAUAUUGUGGAUGAAUCUGGGAUCGGACAACCAAUUCGGAUUCCAGCAUUUUCAGAGGCUAUCCGUGCGAUAGUUUCCCGCUAUCAAAAGAUUUAGGGAGCCAGAAAGUACACCGAGAAGCUUAUAUAUGCAUAUCAAUUACACACUAGUGAUAAUUGUGUUUUUAAUCUCUCUGAGUUUGCUUGUCGUUUGCGAAACACACAUAUUGCAGUGUCAUAUCAAUGAAAAGAAAUAAUGACUCGCACGUUUUAAGAGUA